This is a messenger RNA of Musa acuminata AAA Group (dessert banana), 623 nucleotides long. RefSeq lists its product as uncharacterized. Bases 7 to 516 code for a protein of 169 amino acids. The transcript has 2 exons. Lineage: Eukaryota; Viridiplantae; Streptophyta; Magnoliopsida; Zingiberales; Musaceae. The record is from RefSeq and is a predicted model, not a curated record.
CAUAUUAUGUUUUACAUGGGCUUAGAACUCCGCCAUAUGAGUCUCGUUGCUCGAGGCACCGAUGAUAAGGAAGUCGUCGUGGUGAUUCCGAUGGCCUCUUCGCCGCCGUCGGCUGCUGCUCCGCCUCCUUCGACUCCUCCUCCGCCACUGGUGGCGAAGAAGGGCUUCUUUCGUCGCUUCCUGCCUUUCUUCCUCGCCGCGAACCUUGGCAUCGGAGCAUAUGUCCUUAUAAAACAGUUAUCUGAGAAGAACAAUGAAGCUGAAGAGCAGGUGACUGCUCCAGCGACACCCACCGAAUCUGCAGUUACUGAGAAGAAAUCAGUUGUCGUACCUACUCCUGCACCCAUAAAGGUUCUCCCACCAAUUCCAGAACAGGAGCAACGACAGCUUUUCAAGUGGAUUCUGGAAGAGAAGAGGAAAGUCAAGCCUAGCGAUCCAGCAGAGAAGAAGAAGCUUGACGAGGAAAAGGCUCUCCUGAAACAGUUUAUUCGAGCAAAAUCUGUACCAAGCUUAUAGAAACCUCAUCCUUGCUUUCUUUGAAGAAUUGCUGUGCCUGAACAUGAAAUGGGUGUCAUCAUCUUAUCUUCCUUGAUUUGAAAUGGAAUGGGUGUGGUUUGUUUUCA